This is a messenger RNA of Micropterus salmoides (largemouth bass), 6256 nucleotides long. RefSeq names its product RHO family interacting cell polarization regulator 2 (gene ripor2). The coding region runs from base 293 to 3655 and encodes 1120 amino acids. NCBI's taxonomy places the organism in Eukaryota, Metazoa, Chordata, Actinopteri, Centrarchiformes, Centrarchidae. The transcript is spliced from 23 exons. The record is from RefSeq and is a predicted model, not a curated record.
GAAGGUUGCAGGGAGUCCUCUCUCACCCACACACACACAUACACACACACAAACUUCACCUGGCACUUGCACACACACACUCGUGCCGAGAGCUGAAGCUCAGCUCAGUCCCAGUCCUCUGCAACUUGAGUGAGGAGCCUGCCGGUGAUCGGACUGUCGCCUGAAGCGAAGAGGCCGAGCCGGCGUUGAUUCAAUUUUACAGCCCAGUCACUCUCUGCAAAGCUCCGAUUAGUCAGCCAAGGGAGACGAGGGGGAGAGAAGAAGAAGCACAAGAAGAAGAAGAGGAGUAGUGAUGGCUAUGACCGACAUUGCAGAGGAUGACCUGGAUGUGAUGAUGCGCGAAGAAGCGGAGGAUGUCUUCUACGAGGACGGCGUGUCGUCCCGCAUCCCAGAGAUCAUGGCGGCCGGCACCCACUCCCCCGGAGGUCCCAAUGGCAUAAUCCGGAGUCAGUCCUUCGCCGGCUUUAGCACGCUACAGGAGCGACGCUCUCGGUGUAACUCUUUCAUGGGGAACUCGGCGGUGCAGAAGAAGCCUCAGUCCAAGCCAAAGAAGCCUCACCUUUCAGGACACAAGGGAGGCAGCAGCUCCAGAGAGCCGCAGCCCAAAAGACUGGAAGAGGUUUACACUGCACUCAAACAAGGCCUGGAUGAGUAUCUUGAAGUUCAUCAGACAGAGCUGGACAAACUCACAUCUCUGAUGAAGGACAUGAAGAGGAACUCUCGCCUGGGAGUGCUGUACGAUCUUGACAAGCAAAUUAAAACCAUUGAGAGAUAUAUGAGACGUCUGGAGUUUCACAUGAGCAAGGUGGACGAGCUGUACGAGGCCUUCUGCAUCCAGAGCCGUCUGAGGGAAGGUGCCAGCCGGAUGAAGCAGGCCUUCUCCUCCUCUCCCUCCACUAAAGGCACCAAGGAGAGCAUCGCAGAAGUCAACCGCCGCUACAAGGAAUACACUGAGAACAUGAGCACGUUCGAGAGCGAACUGGAGAACCUGCUCGGGGAGUUUCAUAUCAAAAUGAAAGGUUUGGCAGGCUUUGCUAGGCUCUGUCCUGGAGACCAGUAUGAGAUCUUCAUGCGGUAUGGUCGCCAGCGGUGGAAGUUGAAAGGAAAGAUUGAAGUGAACUCCAGACAGAGUUGGGAUGGAGAUGAGAUGGUCUUCAUGCCUCUCAUCACUGACCUCAUCAACAUCAAGGUGACAGAGCUCAAGGGCCUGGCUACUCACAUGCUGGUGGGCAGUGUGAUCUGUGAGACCAAGGAGCUGUUUACUGCCAUGCCUCAGGUGGUGGCUGUGGAUGUUAACGACCUAGGAACCAUCAAACUCAACCUGGAGGUCACGUGGUACCCUUUCGAUGUCGAGGACCUGACUCUGUCAUCUGGCAACGUGAGCAAAGCCACAGCGCUCCAGAGACGAGUGUCGGUCUACAGCCAGGGCACGCCCGAGACCCCGACCUUCCAGGACACCUCCUUCUUUAAGUGGCGGCCAUAUCCCGUGGAGCGCCAGCGCCUCUCCUUCCUGCACAUGCUCCGGGACUCCCUGCUAGAGAAGCUAAGGCGCAGUCGCUCGUUUGGUGACCUGGCCUCACUCCGGCCAAGGCCCAAAUCCAGUCUGGAGGUCUAUUCCACUUUACCAGAUGACGUCUUUGAGAACGGUGGCUGCGGCGUCGCUGAGUGCAAGCGUCUCUCCUUCACCUUCUCCGACACCUCUGGCUCCACACCCAGCCCUGCCCCGAGCUCCCACUCCCCUGGCCUGUCCAACCCUGAGAUCACAGUCACUCCUCCAGAGACAGACCCAUCACCUACACAAAUCCUCCCAACAAGGGAGGACUCCAUCGCAGAGGAGCAUUUAGUGGAGGAAGAGGAGGAGGAGGCAUACGAAGAGGAUGGCGAGACUGGUAGUAGAGGAAGUAGGGGCACCAGUGCCAGCCUCGCCAGCGAUGAAGCCGAGGUUGCAGAGGACUCUGAGUGGGAGCGCACAGAGUCCCAGAGAAAUUCUGGCUCAAACUGUGGUUCGGUUGCCCGGUUCCUCUGUUCUGACAGCCACCUGUCUACGGUGGCUCCAGAGGAUGUUUUCUUAGACCAAAAUGAUGAACUAAAACCUGUGGAACUGGACACAGAGGAGGCGGGGAGCCUGACCCGGCAGCUUGUGAAGAGGCUGACUUCUUCAGAAAUUGUGCCGCAGAGUGGGGCCUCCUUGGAGGGAGGAGGAAACCUGAGUUGGGCGGGAGAGGGGAGCAGGGCAUUCCUAGAGAGCAGCCUGGAAGAGGCCAUCCACAGCCUGCUGAUGAGGCUGGAGUCCCUGACUCACCGCUGCCGAGAGCUGCAGGACCUGGAGCAGGAAGUGAUGCGUCUGGAGGACUUGCUCAAGUGUCGUCUCCCGGGUCACAGGAGCCGCUCAUCCAGCCUCAGUCUGACAGUGGAGAGUGCCCUGGAGAGUUUCGACUUCCUCAACACCUCUGACUUUGAUGACGAGGACACUGGGGACGAUAACGGCAUCCUCAGUAUCCCACAGAGGUCUCCGCUUUUUGAUACGGACGGAGAAAGGAUCGGGGGCCAGCAUCCAGAAGCCAGAGGACACCUGAGUGAAGCCCUGACGGAGGACACCGGGGUGGGCAACAGCGUGGCGGGAAGCCCUCUGCCGCUUACCACUGGAAACGAAAACCUGGACGUGGCUAUCGUCAUCCACCUGCAGUACUGUAAUCACCUCAUACAGUUGUUAACCAGUGUGGUGGGUGUGUGGCAGCGUCGCAGUCUUCUCCUCAAACUGUCCGGACAGACUCAGCUGUUAGAGGAGCUAGCAGAGAUCAGUGCGGAUAGAAUGGGAGCGAUUACAUCUGCUGCUGAUGUUCUCCCAGACCUCGCAAAGCGCCCACAUCUGAUGACUCUCUGGUCAGAGUGCAGCGGCUCUGCAGGACUUUUCCACACCACACUCGACAGAGUGUUCAAACACAUGAACCAGUGCUACGCAGCGGUGCUGCAGGAGAAACACCCACACGGCGCUGACACAGUGAUUGGUGUCGUAGUGGGUGAGAUGGUGGACAGGAGCGAGCUGGUGGCGGCACACAGUCCUCCUGCCGCUGCACUCUCCCAGGACGUUCUGACUGUGUUUCAGUUCCACAGCUACAUCUUACAACAUGAAGUACAGGACAUGGAGACACACCUGCUGCAUCUGGCCAGAGAGGAGGUGUUUGCAGAGGCUCUCCACACUGGAGAUUAUUCUCGCUGUCUAGCAGAGAUGGAGGAGGUGCCUGUGUCAACCCUGUGGCCUAGAAACAGCACCCUGAGGGCCCUCGCCUCCCUGCUCACAGCAGAGGACCCUCAGGUCAACAAGGCAACAGCCGACUACCUCUCUUCUGGAGCAUCGCACAGCCACUUCAGGGCCAGAGCAGUGGAGUGCUACACCCAGGCGUUGUCAGAGGCUGGAGGUCAGAGCCAGAGGGUGGCAUGUUCAGCUCUCAGCUGUCUGCAGGCAGUAGAGAGCAUCAGGGCGGUGGUAGCACUGUGUGAUUCAGCUGAUGAAGAGCUUCGCCAUGUUGCCAUAGAAACCCUGCUCACAUUUGGUGAGGAGGGGCGGCUGGCGUACGAGCAGCUGGACACGGUGCCGGGGGAAAUCAUCCGUCUGGGCACAAGACGAGGAAACGCCGUCACCACUGCCUUCUGAGCCACCGUGCCACUGGAAAAACAUCACAAAUGACAUCUCAGCCCAACCUCCGGGGGCAGCACUGCCCCUCAGCUUAACCCCACACUGCACAACUCACAGGGCUGUUAAUGACUCAUCACGUUAUAGAUCUGCUUUUUUGGCACAAACUUUAAGGACCUCCACCCCGCCACAAUAGAUCACCAUUCUCACUGAUACUGCCUCCUAAAAGGAACUAACACCAAACAAAGUUUUCUUAACCACAAAGACACACAACCUGUACCCCUCCUACGCGCGCACACACACACAUACACCUCUUCUUCCUCCAUCGUCUCCACUUUCAGACACCCCCACCCCUUCCUGUCCCUGCUUUCUGAGCCAGGCACACCAUUCACAUUUUAAUUUCAACUGGAGUAUUUGAAUGAACACAAAGCUGAUGAAAGCUGCUCCAAAGACUGUGGAAACUAGAAUUGAGCAGUACAUCUUCACAUAACCUCUUUAACCAAGCUAUCCACCACUGCACACAACAUUUGUAUCACUUACUCGCUGAUUAAUUUUAAUUAAUCUUGAUUGUUACAAAGUCGGUUGUGUCAUGCAAUAUGCUAACUGUGAUCUUUGCAUAAUCACUAUUUAUCACAUGUUUUAGUUGGUGGUUUUGCAUAAGAAAUGUUUUCUGGCGCUUUCGGAAGAUUUGCACUGUUGUAAGGCAUGUAAAUAUGGCAUAUUUUACACAGCCGGUGUAAUAUAUGUGCUUGUAUUUAAAAUAUAUUUUAAGUUCUUUUUUUCUAGUACGUUCCAUUUUGAGUUUCAGGGAUUCCUGUAUGGGUGAAAGAGGUGUGUUUUGUGGAAGGGAGGACCAUUAAUAAGUUGAGAAUGGCCUCUGAGAGGAAGUGAUGUUGUGGUUUUUAAAGCCCACGUGUAACAGCAGUUUACAGUCUUGAACAGAUGUUGACCUCAGCUGUGUAUCAGUGGAGGAAUAGGAAAAAUACUGAAGGUUAGAGGUGAAAUAGGUCAGCACAGUGCCCAAGGUUCACUCGCUCAGCAGUUCAUAUCAGAGUUUUCUCAUACAUGCAGUUGAACAAGUGCAAUUUUUCUGUACAUACGUGACUCUUUUGCACCUAGCUAACACGAGAAGACAUAUGAUAACGUCAGCUUUGACCAUUUGAGCCUUGAUACGGUCGAGCAGACGGGUUCCACAAAUACACUCUUUUGUAAAUGUAUUUUUCCUACUAGGUAAGGAGCCAGUCGAGGGCAAUAAAUUUGGUUCAGGAUUGUGAUCGUGCACUUUCUCUAACUGUACAGAGAGGAGGAUCCUUUGGGCUGAGUAAAGGUGUAGCCUCCAUUUUGGCUAACUGCACAUUCAAACACCGUAUGUGAGCUAAUGGCAGGAUUAGAAACUAAGCUUUUCUUAUGAAGUGUUCUGUUUGGCAUGUCUUGGGUCUGUUUUAUUUCCCUGCAUCUUAACUGUAACGUGGGAACACUGACCUGAGCUAAGCGCCUAAUUCCACCUUUUCUCAUUGUAACUGUACUACUGAGUCUUGUGCUAGUGCACUGUGACAAAACUCACAUUUGUUCACACACCUAAUUUAUUAUUUACUUACCUUGUGAUUUUAAUAUUCUUUCUUGAUACAGUAAACAUGCAGAUGGCAAUUUUAUGUGAAUGGAUUGUAUAUUUAUGUUCUGGAUCAGGUCAAGUAUUUGAAAUAUCGUUUAAAAAGGCCUCCAUGUUAUUACCAUGCAAAUGAUCUCAUGCUUAACUUUAAUUGGAGUUUAUUUUGAAUGAAUUAUAUUAGAUAAAUUAUUAUUUUGGACAAGAUUAAGAUUUCCGUAUGGUCCAAUAGUAUUAUAGAUUUCUUUACCCUAUGAGGAUAUUAUAUAUUAGAAAUGUUACUUUAUUACUUAAAGAUUUACAGUAACCAAAGGAGGAAUUAAUUUUACAAUGGCCUUUUAAUCAUAGCUCAUAAUUCAUUAAGGAGAAUGUAUUCAACACAUUUGCAUUUUGGCCAGAAUACUCAGACUUAUCUUUAGAAGCACAACUCAAAAAUGAAACAAACCCAUAAUAUAUGAAUCUUAUUUGGUUCUGACUGCAUAGUCCAAAAGCCAUAUUGAAAAAACAAGUGGUAAUAUUUUUAUGAAAUGUAUUUUUCUUUUGUAUUAUACUGUAAAUGUGUGAGCUGAAGAUGGUGUUUUUUUUCCUCUUUGACCUUUUUGUAAAACAAGGUCAAUAUUUUAAGUAACAGUUACUUUUAUUUCUUCCACGAUGUGAAUAGCAUACAUACAGUAUUUUGGUAAAGUAUCAAAUUCAUCCACUCAGUGUUUUAUUUUAUUUUGAGUGAGCUACUUUCCUUUUACAAACUUGCAGUUGACCAGUGUUGAUUCGUCAGCUUCUUAAUUCCUAAUUACCACAGAGUACAAGUUGUCAAAAUGUACACAUCUUUAAUUAUUUAGAGAUUGGGUUUAAGAAUAACUUGGUACACUUUGCUGGAAUUGGUCUUUAUCCAUCUCUGUGGUCAAUAGCUUUCGUGCUGAUCCAUUUAGUUGCAUACUACUCUUUAUUGUGGUUAGCAGUAUUUCCUCUGCUCAUCAAAAGUUGCAAUAAAGUUUAUUUUUGCAUAAUUAAAACUA